AUGUCUGCCACAUCAUCAUCCCCAGAUCUAGACGACCUCGAGUCUGCCUUCAGCAACCUCACCACCAAUGCGACCCCACCGAGGGGCCUCUGGACACAAUUCCUACUCAACCUCGCCGCCGUAAGCAGAGAGAACAUCCAAGUCCGCGAGAAGAUCGGAAGACCUCGAGUUCUGCAGGGACUAAUCGCCUUCAUCAACGACGAGCUCGAAUCCUUCCCCGAAGGCGUGGAGGCGGCUCUCCGCUGCAUUGGAAACGCCUGCAUCGACAACGAUACCGUGCGACAGCACGUCACUGACUUGCACUUCAGAUGGGCCGUACGAUGUCUGGAGCACUCGCUGUUCUACGGCUGGCGGCUGGCGAAUCUGACGGUCAAAGUGCUUUACAAUAUCUGUCUUGACUUCGCGCCCGCUUCUGAGCAAUGCUAUCGCGAUGGCGUACCUAUCAAACUAAUCACUCUAUGCUACUGGAACGCUUGCAAUAAACUCGAGGACCCUCUGGCAAUCGAGCUGUUAUUCUGGACGAGCGCCCACCUACCCAACCUCCCAGACUCCCCACUACACAUCGGCUCGGACACACUACUCGAAGUCCUCCGCCUCCCUCCGGCACAUUACCGCCGGCUCCAGGGAGAUCUCGAAAGCCCUUCCACCCGCGAGUCACAAGACAGCCUGCUGUCCAUCGACAACUACAGCAUGCUGCUCGAGACGACCUGUACGUUCCUCCGCGACGAGCAGGUGCAGCGUGGCAUCUGCCAGUCCGGCGUCUUGUCGAGCGAUCUUUGGGCCCUGCUGUACUGCAACGAGGAGUAUAUGGACGUCCUCUGCGCCAUAGAAGUUCCUGACGAGGAGAUCAAGUUGCUCAUGCCCCUGUCUACGAGUCUGACGUGGAUCCUUUCGGAUAUCUCUGCAAAGCCGGAGUUCGUUGCCAGCAAUGAUGUACGCAGUGACUGGGUCAAAGCCAAUGUUAUCGAGAGGAUUGCAGAGUGGCGUGGCUUCAACAAUCGACUGUAUACAGCUGCUUGCCAGGUAUUGGGAAACAUGCUCUGGGUCCGAAAGGACCAGCCCGAGACACCCAAUAUGCGGAGCGUUGAGGAGGACGUCUCGUGGCUGGUAGAACAGCGAGAAAUCCAGAGAGGGUUGUUCCAACAUAUUUACGAUGCGUCACGGAACCCAGACCUGCUUCACUCCGCUGCGGGUCUGCUGUUGCAACUUGCUCGUCCAUCGGCCCGCGUGCGUGAGGAGAUCGUGAACAGCGAAGGGGCCGAAUCGUCCUUGGAUAUGUUGUGCAGGCAUGAGAAUCAGCAGAUCCAGCAGGAUGGUAUCAAGCUCCUCAGGGCGCUGGGACAAGACAACGCCGCCGUACAACAACGGUUCGCCGAGCUGGCGCAAGCUGCUGUUGCAAAGGCUGCGGCUAACGCUGAGGCUGCGAAUGCGGAUGGGGAUGCUCAAACGGUCCAGAAUACUGAGGUGCCGGGUUGA
Saxophila tyrrhenica is the source of this 1476-nucleotide messenger RNA. RefSeq lists its product as uncharacterized. The transcript has a single exon. Gene Ontology annotation, cellular component: cytosol. Bases 1 to 1476 code for a protein of 491 amino acids. The record is from RefSeq and is a predicted model, not a curated record. Gene Ontology annotation, molecular function: guanyl-nucleotide exchange factor activity. Gene Ontology annotation, biological process: positive regulation of GTPase activity. NCBI's taxonomy places the organism in Eukaryota, Fungi, Ascomycota, Dothideomycetes, Mycosphaerellales, Extremaceae.